CUGAUAUCCAAGGCAAUUGUUCAUUGAGGUUCCGUUUGAUAAGACAUGAAUUCCAUUGCAAUAACCAAACUCCACUGUAAUUUCAGGAGCAUCAGGUGGUAUUGGAAUGGAGACAGCAAGGGUCCUUGCCUUGCGCCAUGUUCAUGUGGUUAUGGCAGUGAGAAAUAUGGAUUCUGGUAGGAAAGUCAAAGAUAAUAUACUUCAGGACAUUCCUACAGCUAAAAUCGAGGUUAUGGAAUUAGAUCUUAGCUCAAUGGCAUCAGUAAGGAAAUUUGCUUCAGACUACAAAUCCUCGGGUCUUCCCCUAAACCUCCUCAUUAACAAUGCAGGGGUUAUGGUUCCUCAAUUCAUGCUUUCCCAAGACGACAUAGAACUGCACUUUGCAACGAACCAUCUAGGACACAGCGUCUCAAUGCAACGUAGAAGGAAGGUCAUUAAUGUUUCAUCUGAGGGUCACUGGUUUCUAUACAGUGAAGGAAUACAAUUUGACAAAAUCAACGAUGACACAAGAUACAAGUAUGGACAGUCAAAGCUUGCUAACAUAUUGCAUGCUAAUGAACUUGCAUGGCGCUUGAAGGAAGAAGGGGUACAUACAACUGCUAAUUCACUUCAGCCUGGAGUUGUUGUCACUAAUCUUCUCCGUCACCGUAGCUUUCUUGAUGUUGUUAUUAAUGGCAUUGACAAAUACAUGUUUAAAAAUGUUCAGCAGGGAGCAGCCACCACAUGCUACAUAGCAUUGCAUCCACAAGUAAAGGGUGUGAGUGGUGAGGAUUUCUCGGACUGCAACGUAGCCAAAGCGAGCUCUAUGGCUGAAGAUAGAGAAUUGGGGAAAAAACUGGGGGACUUUAGCUUGAGCUUGACAGAUCCCAAGUAGCCAUUAUGAUAUAGCGUCGUUGAAUAAAGUUGUGGCUGCCUUUGUCUACUUGUCCAAAGCUACCAAGUUGUGAAACUCAUUUGUUGGGAUAAAGUUAUGAUACCAAAAAAUACUUUGUUUCCGUACCGAAACGUGAAUUACGG
Messenger RNA from Ilex paraguariensis (yerba mate), 1017 nucleotides. NCBI's taxonomy places the organism in Eukaryota, Viridiplantae, Streptophyta, Magnoliopsida, Aquifoliales, Aquifoliaceae. The record is from the annotation of a GenBank genome assembly.